CAGCGACCGUGGACCUGCAAAAACAAUCGAGCAGAGAGAUGGGGAGACGAGGCCACUCUGCUCUGCUUUCAAUAUUGUUAUCAUUAGUAUUAUUCUCUGUGUUCGUACCUGAAUCGAUCGUCCAUGCAGUAUCGAUUCCGGCGAAGUUCGAUGGAUUCGUGUACAACUACACCGGAACCGGCAUAGAUUCGAUUAUUAUUGAGGCAUUCUUCGACCCGGUUUGCCCCGACAGCAGGGACGCCUGGCCGCCUCUGAAGCGCGCUAUCGCUUACUAUGCUCCUCGCGUUUCGCUCAUCGUUCACCCUUUUGCUUUGCCCUACCAUGACAAUGCUUUUGCCACUUCUCGAGCUCUGCACAUCGUCAAUAAGCUGAACAGUUCUGCUACAUACCAUUUGUUGGAGAUGCUCUUCAAGCAUCAGGAAAUAUUUUACAACCAAAAAACCGUAAACAUGUCUAGGGCCGCAAUUGUGGAUUGCAUUGUGAAGUUUGUGUCAAAAGCUGUUGGGGAGUCCCUUUUUUCUGCAAUCAAAUCUGGGUUCAGUGACCGGCAAACUGAUCUCACAACAAGGGUUUCCUUCAAGUAUGGCUGUUCGAGAGGGGUCCUGGGCACACCUUACUUCUUUGUUAAUGGAUUUCCAUUGCCAGAUCCUGGCUCUGCUAUCAACUACAGCAAAUGGAGAAGCAUUCUUGAUCCAUUGGUCAGUGAUAGCGUCAAGAGGGAAACUCUGCAUUUCUUUCUAUGAAAGAUUUAAGGCAUUCCUGAUCGAUUUCCAAUAAACCGUAAGGCUACUUUGGAUAACUAUGUAGUUUGAUAAUGUGCUGGGGAUUUCUGCAUAAGCAAAGCUUGAAUUACAAUGUGGUUUGAUAUAUGAUGCAAAGGAAUGAAUGGUAAAAAUCCACGAUGUCUAGUUGUAA
This is a messenger RNA of Vitis riparia (riverbank grape), 915 nucleotides long. RefSeq lists its product as uncharacterized. NCBI's taxonomy places the organism in Eukaryota, Viridiplantae, Streptophyta, Magnoliopsida, Vitales, Vitaceae. The coding region runs from base 39 to 743 and encodes 234 amino acids. The transcript is spliced from 4 exons. The record is from RefSeq and is a predicted model, not a curated record.